CAUAUGCAGUGCAUGAAAACCUAAGAAAGGGCCAUGAAAGGUAGAGGAACAGAAGAAGAAACAUACACAGAUAUCUAGGGAAAUAGUAGCUACUACAAUCAUUAACACCCCUUACAUGGUCUGUGUGGUGCAAGCCACAAGGCCUCCUUGUUCAUGAAGUCCAAUUCCAGCAGCACCAUUUACGAGGAGGCGGUUGGGCAAGAGGGGAGCUGGAGCAGGCUGUGUGAUGGAUGUUGCAUGGUGCCAAGCGUGGUGUACUGCCACGCCGACUCCGCAUACCUCUGCGCGUCUUGUGAUGUGCGGAUCCACAGUGCAAACCGUGUGGCCUCGCGCCAUGAGCGCGUGUGCCUCUCCGAGGCCCACGAGCAUGCACCAGCGCUGCUGCAAUGCCGCACAGACGCUGUAGCGUCUUGCGCCGCCUAUGAAGCACAGGCGCACUACGCAAACCUGCUCGCCGGGAUGCACCAGUGCGUGCCUGUGGUUUCACACCCGGCCACAGCCAUUCCGACUGCUUCUUUACUUGCUGAGGCAGCAGUCACCACUACCAUCCUCAGCUGCAAGGAAGAGGAGGCGUCUUGGUUGCUACUCAGCAAAAAUUCUGCUAACCACAAUUGCAGUGGCGACAACAGGAGCAGCAGCACAUACUUUGGUGAAGUGGAUGAGUAUUUUGAUCUUGUCGGGUACAAUUCCUACUAUGAUAGCCGCAUGAACAACAACCGAGCGCAGUACGUGAUGCAAGAACAGCAACAUCUGCAGCCCAUGCAAAAGGAAUAUGCAGAGAAGGAAGGGAGCGAGUGUGUGGUACCUUCGCAGUUUGCUACCGCGAGUAAGCCCCAGCAGAGUGGUUAUGCACUUGUGGGGGCAGAGCAGGCUGCAUCGAUGACUGCUGGGGUCAGUGUUUACACAGAUUCUGUCAACAACAGCAUAUCGUUCUCAUCAAUGGAAGGGGGAAUAGUACCAGACAAUACGGUGGUAGAUCUGCCCUACUCCAUCAUCCCUACGCCUGCUGGAGCCAGCAGCCUCCACUCAGGUCCUCCACUUCAGAUGCCACUACACUUCAGCUCCAUGGACAGAGAGGCCAAAGUCCUGAGGUACAAGGAGAAGAAGAAGACCAGAACGUUCGAGAAGACCACACGUUACGCAACAAGGAAAGCCUAUGCUGAAGCACGGCCGAGGAUCAAGGGCCGCUUCGCGAAAAUAUCAGAAGCGGAAAUGGAAGUGGACCAGAUGUUCUCGGCUGCAGCUCUUUCUGACAGUAGCUACAGUACUGUUCCCUGGUUUCAAUGAGACUCUAUUAGACAUUACAUUAGCAUACAUAUGUACUUACCAGAACAAUAAGGUCCAGUGCAAGCAGUUCAGGUAGAUCGGUGCUCUGAAUAAUUGUGUGGUAUGCGAACCUUAAUUGAUAAGGUAUCUUAGUAUCUAUGUUUUGCUUUCUAAAUUUGAGAUAGCAAAAUAUGCAUUGUGCGAUACUUGCUCGGUCGCUUUGAUAUUUCAAGUGAACAAAGAGCAGUAUUAACUA
This is a messenger RNA of Lolium perenne, 1522 nucleotides long. Its product is annotated as zinc finger protein HD1. NCBI's taxonomy places the organism in Eukaryota, Viridiplantae, Streptophyta, Magnoliopsida, Poales, Poaceae. Gene Ontology annotation, biological process: regulation of flower development. Gene Ontology annotation, molecular function: zinc ion binding; protein binding; DNA-binding transcription factor activity. The record is from RefSeq and is a predicted model, not a curated record. Gene Ontology annotation, cellular component: nucleus.